CAAAAUCUAGUUAUCAAGAUACACAUACCAAAAAAAGAUUAUGUACUAUUCCAAUUGAAGGAGAGUGUGAACUUGGAAAUCUUAACUAUACCCAUUCAUCCAUGGUUCUCACUCUUACAUCCAAUUCGUCUCUAAUACCAACCACACCUCAUUCGAGGUUACCUUUAAGGAACCCAACAAGGUUCAAUGUGUUUGCUAAGAAAUCUGGUGGAUCAUUCCCAUCAUUUGGAUUGGGAAAACCCAAAGACGAAUCUUCUUCUGAACAAUCAGAUGGUUCAUCAUCAUCUUUCAAUUCUAAUAAUAACCCUUUUGGUUUCAACUUUGGAAAGAUACCUGAUGUGACUUCAUUGAUCCAAGUUGCGACCAAAAACUCAUCUUCGCCAGGUUUUUCAUUUGGAAGUCCAAGGCGUAAGGAUCCUUCAACAGUUUUUGUUGCUGGUGCUACUGGACAAGCUGGUAUUCGCAUUGCUCAAACAUUGCUUAGGGAAGGGUUUAGUGUAAGAGCUGGUGUUCCUGAAAUUGGUUCUGCUCAGGAAUUGGCUCGUCUUGCUGCUCAAUACAAGAUUAUAUCAAAUGAAGAGGCAAAGCGUCUGAAUGCUGUGCAGUCAAGCUUUGAUGAUGCAGACUCAAUAGCAAAAGCAAUAGGCAAUGCAAGCAAAGUAGUUGUCACCAUUGGUCCCACAGAGAACGGCCCAACGGCUGAGGUCUCCACGUCCGACGCCUUGCAAGUAAUUCAGGCUGCUCAGCUUGCAGGUGUAGGCCACGUGGCAGUCAUCUACGAUGAGAACAACGCCGUCAAAACCUCAACCUACAAUGUUCUUGAUGGCAUCUCCUCCUUCUUCAACAAUCUCUUCUCCCAGUCCCAACCUUUGACUAUUCAGGAGUUCUUGCAGAAAGUGAUUGAAACAGAUGUCAAAUAUACCUUAAUCAAAACAUGUUUGACCGAUGAUUUCACCCCGGAGAGUUCCUAUAAUGUGGUUGUCUUAGGCGAAGGAAACACUGGUUCGAACGACUAUAAAGUAACUAAGUCCAAGAUAGCAUCUCUGGUGGCUGAUGUCUUCUCCAACACACAAGUUGCCGAAAACAAGGUUGUGCUAGUGUACUCUGACCCAGAUGCUCCCCUAAGGCGUGUAGACGAACUUUUCAGUGCUAUUCCGGAAGAUGGCAGAAGGAAAGCCUAUGCUGAAAUAUUGGAAAAGGCCAAAGCAGAGGAAGAGGCAAGAGUGACAGCUGAAAAGGAAAGCGAAGCGGCCGACACAACAAAGAAGAAGGAAGAAGCGGGGAAGAGGCUUUCAAAGCAAGAAGCACAGGCUGUUAAUCUAGCUAAUGAAGCUGAAGAGAAAGCAGAAGCAGCUGGAACUUCAGUAGAGGGCAUCUUGAACAAAGCAAAAGAUAUCAGUGCAGGGUUUUCGUGGCAAAAGUUGAGCUCACAGAUUUCAACCUCAAUUCAAAAGCCUGAUGAGGAAGAGGAUGAGAAACCAAAGGUGCAGCUAGCAACUGUUAGAGGACAAGCCAAGGCUCGUAGUCUCAUUCCUAAAAUAGCAGUGACUAAACAAACAACUCCAAAAAACAGAGACAGUAAACCAAAGGAGGAAAAAAGAAAACAAGUAGAGACACCAAAGGAGGUUAGGAAGUUAUUUGGUGGUCUGUUUAAGCAAGAGACUAUCUAUAUUGAUGAUGACUAGUGGAAGUGGAAUGUGUCUUGCACAGAUUAAAACUGUGUUGUUUGAGUCUGUGUUAACGUUGGUAAUUUGGUUGGACGUGUAUGAUUUAGUAAAAUAUUUAUGUAGUUGUACUUUUUCAGAACCAUGUAAUCAGAUCAGCAUGGAGAAAAAUGUUUUCAGUAAUGACACAGGCACACCCACUUUUUGUACCUGCAUGACACUUGAUUACUCGCUGCAAUGAGUAAUGGUUAAUUCAAAUCACGGCAAAAAAUGAGGUUAAUUUAACUACAUGAAUAAUUACAAUUUUCAACAUGAUUUAUAUUAACCCUCUACUCAUUUGGAUUAGCCUCAUUUUUGCACAGAUUAAUUAGGUGUCGCAAGUGUACAAAAAAUUGGUGUCCAUAAAACAUUAUAUGCAAUAUCAUUUCGUCGAA
Molecule: messenger RNA, 2098 nt
Organism: Cicer arietinum (chickpea)
Lineage: Eukaryota; Viridiplantae; Streptophyta; Magnoliopsida; Fabales; Fabaceae
Product: protein PLASTID TRANSCRIPTIONALLY ACTIVE 16, chloroplastic
Source: RefSeq, a predicted model, not a curated record